Molecule: messenger RNA, 831 nt
Organism: Scutellospora calospora
Lineage: Eukaryota; Fungi; Glomeromycota; Glomeromycetes; Diversisporales; Gigasporaceae
Source: the annotation of a GenBank genome assembly
AUGACAACUCAAUUACGUAAUAAAGGAAUAACGCUGGAAGAAUGGGAAUCAAAGACCCAACUUACAGAAAUACAAAAGCAAAGUGUUCUGGAACUUCAAGAAGCUUGUGCAGAGUUACCAUUACCUGACGGUUUUCUAAACGAUCUCGGUCCAGGAACACCUCAGCGUACAGCAUCCCCAACUCCAUUGUCUAUUAAAGAUAACCAUAGAUCCUCACCAUAUCCUGGUUCCAUGCCAUCCCUAUUUUCCAUCCCAAAGUCACGUUCUACAGUUAAUCUUUUAACAGCUGAAUCUGACUCUGCUAUUAUAUCUUCUUCACCCUAUUCCGUCCUUGGAAUACCACAACCAAUUGAGACUACACAACAAUUUUUCGAUUGGUUUGCCAGGAUGGAAAAUGAUAUGGAAAAGGAUCAAGAGGAUGUCUAUAGGAAUUUCCUUGAAAUGGUUACUUCAUAUCGGCAAGCAUGUGAUACUUUUCUAGAACAAAUAGAUACAACUGUCAAAUUAUUUAAUGAUUUGGAUGGUAAUUUCAAAUUUGUAGAGGAAAGAACAAAAGCUUUACAAACAGCUUGUGAGAAAUUAUUAGAAGAACAGAACAAUCUUACAUCAUUAGCAGAUGCAAUAUCUUCAAAACUUUCUUAUUACAAUGAGCUAGAAACUAUUACUAAAUUAUUCAAUUCCCCCGGCGAAAAUAUCUGUGAACAACCAGAAUUUAUUCCAGUAUUAGCAAAACUAGAUGAAUGUUUAGAUUACAUGCAGAGUAAUAGAUUCCGAGCUUUAUCUUAUGCGGUUCAGACAAUGUAUGACUCGCGGAAUCACCCUAAUAAAAAU